UAAAAAAAAUGAGAAACAAGUUGAAUCAUUCGUAACGUUUCAAUAGACACUUUUAAUUUGAAAGACAAUAACUUACCUAGGUCUACCUAGGUAGCACUGCCUCAGCUUUGUGUUCACAUUGUUUUCCGAUCUAAAAGCGAAAGUGAAUUCAGAAUGAAUACGCCUUAAAGGUCGGAAGUACAGUUGACGGAUUGUAGACAGCGAUGGACGACGCAUAUCCUUAUACACUGAUCGUAGAGCUCGAAGAAAACAACGUUCCCAGACUGAAAAACAAACUGGUGAAAUAUUUCCAGAGUAAAAAACGGGCCGGUGGUGGUGAAUGUCAAAUUCAAUAUGAAGACAGAAGCAGGACGGCGGUGCUGCGUUUCAGAAGGGAGGAAGAUAGGGCGAGGGUUCUGGCUCAAGAGACUCAUGUGAUCGUCUUGGAAGAAGGGGUGAUAAAGGUCUCCGUUCAUUUGGCUGACAGAAGCUCUGAGAGAGAGCAGUUGACAACUACUACCAACAACCAACAAAGCAACUCGGAUAGUCGUGCAUCUGAGGAGGAGACCCAGGUGGAGGCGGUGAGCAGGGUAGAGCAGACAGAAGAGUCGGCUUUGGGUUCCACCUCCGCUGUCUUAGAGAACGUUCCCCCGGACAUGAGCAAGGACAUCAUGGAGAUGUUGGUGGAAAACAUCUACUUCAAGUCACAGAUAACCACCCAACCUGAUUUCAGUUUGGAGAUGCUCUCCGACAUAUGCUCCGCUGUGAUUACUUUCUCAAGUACAAAAGAAAACAAUGAGUUCAUUACAAGCUGCCAGACAAACAGGACCUUCUUGAACAAGAAAUUAACUGUCAGAGCUCUGGAAGUCACAUCCCAAGUCAGAGUUGAGAAUUUGGCAAACAUCAGUGAAGAUGUCCUCCUGCUGUACUUUGAGAAUGAAGGUUGGGAGGUUGAACAGGUCACCCCCGAUAAAGAGGAACAGUCUGCUGUCAUCUCCUUCAAAAUGGACACAGCUGUUCAAGGGAUAAUCAAGAAGGAACAUGUGAUCGGGAUAACACCGGUCAAGGCUUUUCCAUUUUACGACUCCUUGGGAACGGUUCUUUAUGGCAAAGUCCGACCCAAACCAAAACUACCUGCUACCUUCUCUAAAAGCAUACAUUCCCCACUCUUGACGUACCUCCAUCAGCAGCAGGAAGCAGCAGAGAUGGUUUGUGGUCACUUGUCAGCACUCUUCUGCAAGGUAGACCUCCUACCCUCAUCUGUGAGUUUCAGCCCUCUUCCAGCACUGCUCGAGCAGAAAGAUGUUACACCCAAAUACAUCAAACAGUGGAAACAAUCAGUGGAGCAGGCCUUCACACAGGUCUUGUCCAGGUUCAAAACUCUGAGGCUUCAGCCUCCACCAUCAACAUGGGAAGAGUCUGAAGCGCAGAUCAGAGAGAUUGUUUUAGACAAGACCAUGGAAGUCAUCCCUGAGAAAGCUGAAGGUGCAUUGUCAGUGGUCGGCCUUGUGGACGAGGUGACCAGACUAGAGCCCACGUUGAAUGAGCUCAUGACCAGGAUUGAGAAAAGGGUUCAGAGGGAGAAUUCAAGUAUUACACAAGGAUUUGAGAUAUCCGAAGAAAUGUUUCACCUGCUUUGUCAAGACGGUCUUGCUGACCGGUUCAAAGAUAAUUACCCAGACCUAGAAAUGACAUAUGAAGACAAAUUGAUCUUAAAAGGUUUAAGUCAUGAGGUUUCAGAUGCAGCUAUUGUGGUAAUGGCACAAGUGCUUGCAGUACAAAAAAAACUCUUAGAUGGACCUACAGCUGAGGAGGAUAACCAGAUUGAGGCGGCUAGCAGGGAAGAGCAGACAGAACAGCCGGCUUUGGGUUCUACCUCAGCUGUCUUAGAGAACGUUCCCCAGGACAUGAGCAAGGAGUUCAUGGAGAUGUUGGUGGAAAACAUCCACAAAAACUACAAGUCACCGAUGACCAGCCAACCUGAAUUCAGUUUGGAGAUAAUCUCUGACACAUGCUCCGCUGUGGUUACUUUCUCAAGUGCAAAAGAAAAUAAUGAGUUCAUUACAAGCUGCGAGAAAAACAAGAUGUUCCUGAACAAGAAAUUAACUGUCAGACCUCUGGAAGUCACAUCCCAGCUUAAAGUUGAGGAUGUGUCCAACAUCAGUGAAGAUGUCCUCCUGCUUUACUUUGAGAAUGAAGGUUGGAAGGUUGAACAGUUCACACCAAAUGAAGAGGAACAGUCUGCUGUCAUCUCCUUCAAAAUGGAUACAGAUGUUGAAGGGAUAAUCAAGAGAAAACAUCAAUUUGGGAAGACAUAUCUCAAAGUUUUCCCAUUUUACAACUCCUUGGGAACGGCUCUUUAUGGCAAAGAAAGACCAAUACUUAACGUUUCUAAAUGUAUGAGAAAUACCAGAAAAAAUUACCAGCCCCUUCCAAGGCCCAUCUAUCAGAUUCAAACAUCUGAUGGCAUUGAUUUAGCUGUUUCUAAAGCUGAUCUAUGUAGCUACGCAGUAGAUGCAGUGGUUAUCAAUUCGAAUAAGAACUUGAAACUUGAUGGAGGUACUGGAGAAGCAAUUGUGGCGGCUGCUGGUUCUUCCUUGCAGGAAGAAUGUGAUAAAAUCCAUCUCCGGAGAGGGCAGCUGAAGCCAGGAGACAGUGUAAUUACUGGUGCAGGGGGUCGGCUUCAAUGCAAAAAAGUGAUCCAUGCGGUCACACCCCAGUAUGAUCCAUCUAACCACUUGAAGACAGUGGGGCAGCUGAGAAGAGCCGUUAAAGGAAGUCUAGAACUUGCUGAGAUGAAUGGCUGUCAAUCUCUGGCCAUCUCUGCCAUCAGUGCCAACAUGGGGUUCCCAAUAGACCUGUGUGCCGACACCAUCAUCAAAGUGUUGAAGGAACAUUGUGAGGACCAGUUUGGUGAAAACAACCUGAAGCAGAUCCAUUUUGUUAGCACAGAUGACCAUGCCGUUCAUGCUUUGGAGACAUCAGUGAGACACAAGUUUGGAAACCAAGGAAUUAUUUAUUCUCAGCAGAGUGUUACUGACAGACAGAGCUUAAAAUCAAUGGAAUGGUUUAUUCAAGCUGCUAGGUGUGUUCCCAAGCAAUCUCCAAUUCUGGAAAAGGACGAAAACACUCUCCAGCUACUGGACACCAAUGAGGAAUUGAGCAUUGAAUUGGUGGAAGGGAAUAUUCAAGAUGCUACGACCGAGGGGAUUGUGAAUGUUGUCGGUAGAGAGCUUGAUCUGAGAAGGGGAGCCGUUUCCAAGGCUAUCCUUGAAGCAGCAGGACCCAACCUUCAGCUGUUGGUCAGUGAACAUUGCCAAACUGGGAACUUUGGUGAUGUCAUUGUUACAAGUGCAUGUCAACUGAGAAGCAACAUGCUUUUCCAUGCAGUGGUUCCUCCUUGGGACAACAAGGGCAACGCUUACAAGAUAAUGAGAGAGAUUGUUGAAGACUGCUUGAACAAGGCAGAGAACCGUGGUCUUACCUCCAUAUCCUUCCCUGCAAUCGGCACUGGAAAACUGGGCUUUCCCAAAGACCUUGCAGCAUCUGUAAUGAUAGGAGAAGUAUUGGCGUUUAAGAAGCAGUCGAUGCGCUUGAAGAAGGUUGCCAUCGUUCUCCAUCCAAAAGACAGAGAGACAAUCCAGGUUUUUAAUCAAGAAUUAGAGAAACGUCUCUCGACAGGAAGUUAAGUAAGCUACAAGUCAUCCACCCUUCUGCAGAUGAUUUGCUAACAGAGACAAUAAGGAAAGGAACAUGUAGUGAUGCCUAUUCUGAAAGAGGAAACCGGACAUUUAACUAUUUUUUUACUCAUUAACCAAUACAAGUAAGGGCACCUUCACAAACUUACAAUUUGGUCUGUUUAAUCAAAUCCUGAAUUGAACCCUGUUUUGAACAAUCUAAGAUCUAACAAUCUUAGAUUGUUAGAUAUUAUGGCGUUUAUAUAGUUAACUUAAUUUUCUAUCGUAAACAUUGCUCUUGCUGCUCUUAAAAUAUGAACAAUUUCUAAUAUAUAUAUAUUUAUAUGCACAAGUAAUCUGUAAAAAUUGCACAAGUAAUGUGGUUUGGUGGGGUUGACUGGAGUUUAGGAGGGGGGGGGGUAUUGUACGUCACUUAUUUUGCUUAAAAAAUUCUAAUAGACAAGACUUUGUUUUGCUUAUUGUUAAAGCUGCUUCAUUUUGAUGAAACUUAUUUUAGUCUAAUGCUUCUUCUGAUGACAUGUUUCAAGCUAACAACAGUUUUGAAUGGUUUCUUCUCCACAUAAUGGACAACACCAUAUAAGGUUUUAUGAGUUUGGAGAUAAGUUAAACACCUCAAACAUGGCCUCUUUGCCAUUUCCGCUAAAGCCAAGACAGACAAGGUUUAUCUGGGUAAAUAAUAUGUAAGUUUUAUUUACCAUUUGCACUUCCAACAUAAACUGUUUUCUUACCUGUGUUCAAGAGAUGCUUCAUGAAACACCUCCAUAACUCAAACUUGUUUACCUUGUGACUCUGUUGUAAUAAACAAGUGUUGAGCAUUUA
Molecule: messenger RNA, 4496 nt
Organism: Gadus morhua (Atlantic cod)
Lineage: Eukaryota; Metazoa; Chordata; Actinopteri; Gadiformes; Gadidae
Product: protein mono-ADP-ribosyltransferase PARP14
Exons: 11
Coding region: 204-3668 (1154 amino acids)
Biological process (GO): positive regulation of type II interferon-mediated signaling pathway; negative regulation of gene expression; protein poly-ADP-ribosylation
Cellular component (GO): nucleus; cytoplasm
Molecular function (GO): transcription corepressor activity; NAD+ poly-ADP-ribosyltransferase activity; ubiquitin-like protein ligase binding
Source: RefSeq, a predicted model, not a curated record